Molecule: messenger RNA, 1977 nt
Organism: Arabidopsis lyrata subsp. lyrata
Lineage: Eukaryota; Viridiplantae; Streptophyta; Magnoliopsida; Brassicales; Brassicaceae
Product: cell division control protein 48 homolog B
Exons: 12
Coding region: 129-1934 (601 amino acids)
Molecular function (GO): ATP hydrolysis activity; ATP binding
Source: RefSeq, a predicted model, not a curated record
GAAAAAAACAAAAACCCUAACAUUAUUGUCGAAAAUCAAUUUCGUGCCCCGGUGGUGAUCUGCGAACUCCGGCGUAUAAACCCCUGCAAAGCCCACAACUUGGUAACCCCAAAGCUUGGUUCUUUUUGAUGGAAACCGAAAGCAGUGUCUGCGACAACAUCGUCAGCGAUGAGAAAUGGCGAGCGGAAGCUGAAAUUGGUGGCAACGAGAGAGCUCUGCAAGCGCUUCGAGAACUCAUUAUCUUCCCUUUUCGUUACCCUCUCGAAGCUCGAACUCUUGGUCUCAAAUGGCCUAGAGGAUUGCUUCUCUACGGUCCUCCUGGAACCGGCAAGACAAGCUUGGUCCGUGCUGUUGUCCAAGAAUGUGAUGCACAUUUGAUUGUUUUAAGCCCUCAUUCUGUACAUAGAGCACAUGCUGGAGAAAGCGAGAAAGUCUUAAGGGAAGCUUUUGCUGAGGCUUCUUCUCACGCUGUUUCAGACAAGCCAUCUGUGAUUUUUAUUGAUGAAAUCGAUGUUCUUUGUCCUCGUCGUGAUGCUAGACGAGAGCAAGAUGUUCGUAUUGCUUCUCAACUAUUUACACUCAUGGACUCAAACAAGCCUUCAUCAUCUGCACCGAAAGUUGUUGUUGUAGCAUCCACAAAUAGGGUGGAUGCGAUUGACCCAGCGAUAAGAAGGGCAGGACGAUUUGAUGCUUUAGUUGAAGUGAGCACGCCAAAUGAGGAUGAUCGUUUAAAAAUCCUGCAGCUGUACACAAAGAAAGUCAAUUUAGAUUCUAGUGUCGAUCUUCAAGCCAUAGCAAUAUCUUGCAACGGUUAUGUUGGGGCAGAUUUGGAAGCUUUAUGUCGCGAAGCAACCAUAUCUGCAAGUAAAAGAUCCUCAGAUCCUCUUAUCCUAAUAUCGCAAGACUUCAAGAUUGCAAAAUCUGUGGUUGGUCCAAGUAUAAACAGAGGCAUCACAGUUGAAAUCCCUAAAGUGACAUGGGACGACGUUGGUGGUCUUAAAGACUUAAAGAAAAAGCUCCAGCAAGCUGUAGAAUGGCCAAUCAAACAUUCAGCUGCAUUUGUAAAAAUGGGCAUAUCGCCGAUGCGUGGGAUACUUCUACAUGGUCCUCCAGGUUGCUCAAAGACAACUCUUGCUAAAGCUGCUGCAAAUGCUGCUCAAGCCUCUUUCUUUUCCUUAAGCUGUGCAGAGCUAUUUUCUAUGUAUGUUGGAGAAGGUGAAGCAUUAUUGCGGAAUACAUUUCAAAGAGCUCGACUUGCUUCUCCAAGUAUAAUAUUCUUUGAUGAAGCUGAUGUUGUUGCCUGUAAAAGAGGUGAUGAGAGCUCAAGCAAUAGUUCUACAGUUGGAGAAAGGCUUUUAUCUACACUGUUAACCGAAAUGGACGGUCUUGAAGAAGCAAAGGGAAUCCUCGUCUUGGCUGCCACAAACCGCCCGUAUGCAAUUGAUGCUGCUCUUAUGCGACCUGGUCGAUUUGAUCUUGUGCUAUACGUGCCACCGCCUGAUCUAGAAGCCCGGUUUGAAAUACUGCAAGUGCAUACACGCAACAUGAGACUAGGAGACGACGUGGAUCUCAGGAAAAUAGCUGAAGAAACCGAUCUCUUUACAGGUGCCGAGCUCGAGGGUCUAUGCAGAGAAAGCGGAACUGUCUCACUUAGAGAAAACAUCGAAGCAACCGCCGUCUUCAAUCGCCAUUUCCAAACCGCUAAAAGCUCGCUUAAACCCGCAUUGACAAUCGAAGAAGUCGAAACUUAUUCAUCAUUCAGGAAAGCGAAAAGAUCUGAUUCAAAACCGAUUCCGAUUAACAAAAAGAAGUCGACAUCCACUGUUUUCGGAUUCUCAUGGCAAUUUGGUGUUUUGAGCUUAAUAUUACUUGCUACUGGAAACUAUUACUUCAACCACACUAAACAUGAUUUACGAGUAGCGUCUGCUACAUGAGUCUUAAACAGCUCAAAAGUAAAAAAGUUUCUAAUUUUGUUUU